Messenger RNA from Cladocopium goreaui, 2104 nucleotides. The record is from the annotation of a GenBank genome assembly. Lineage: Eukaryota; Dinophyceae; Suessiales; Symbiodiniaceae.
GUUGCGGUGUUGCGGUGUAGCGGCACUGUAGCGCAGCAUUGCACCAUGGCUUCUCAGGUUGCACAGGCUCCGCACGUCAAUGUGAAUGGCCUCGGUCCUGUCAGCGUUCAUGUUCUACAUGGAACAGGACUGCAGCCAACAGUUGCAUACGUACCGGCCCAACGGUUCGUGGUGACUCCUCCCUUGACUCAACCCUUCGGAGUUAGGACCUCGCAAUCCAUUGACCCAGGUCGAGCUGCCUAUGGUGCCGGUGUCCCUGCAGGGCUGCCGUCCGGCAAAGCACCGGCGGUCGCCAUGCAGGUGCCCAGCGCAGGAUCCUUGCUGUCCAAGGGGCUAUGCAGACAAUCCACAGGGGAGAAUUUGGCCACAUAUUUCGACCAUGGAAGAAGGCGCAAGACCGCGGCACCCAAAGUGGUAGAGGAGGCGCCACGCAGUCCAAAGCGACUGCAGCCACAAGCGCCAACGUCGAUUCUCCAGGACCAGGAUUUGAAUGGGCCAGAUCUACAAGCAGCAUCACCAAGGGGGAAACCUGAGGCUUGGUCCCAAGCCGUGAAAAGGGUGAAACACUUCACGGAUCGUAGUGAGCAGCUGCACCAUGGGCCGAACCCAAUGGAGCUGCCAGUGGAAGUGGCACCAAGAAGGAGGAUGGUUCACGCAGCAGACAAGCCGGCGUCAGAGAGGGAGAUGCUCCCUCGACGCAGCAGCUCCAACGAUGCAGCAGAUGCGGCGCAUCGCCGUAGCACCGGGGUUUGGACUUGUCUGGAAUCCACCAGCGAUGGAGAGGCCAAUGAUCGGAUCGGUCGUCGUCGUUGGCUUCCACACUACAGCAGCAGCGGUGCUGCACGCGGCAUGCAACUGCAGGCCGAGAAGCCGGAAGCUUUGCAAGAGAAUCCAUCUGGUGAGGAGACAGCCAAUGGCUUUCCUUUAGGGAGGAGGCACAGUCAAAGGAGGCAUUUGCAAAGUCGAGAGAUGGGGACAUUGGUCGAUGGGCUGAGCACACGUUCGCCGGAGGAGUGGCAACAGGUAGCUCUGGGUGGAAAGCGGCGUGGGAGGACCAGUGAAGGAGCACAGGAGUACUGUCGACGAAGCUGUGGCCCCUGGGAGCAGCUCCCGGAAGGGACCAAAAAGAAGGAUGCCUGGGGCAGGUUGAGCCCCAGAGUGCCACCAGCACAUAGUCCGAGAGUGCCCUUCGGCACCGAACAGAACAAGAUCUGCGAGGCGACCGCAGCCCCAGCUCGGGUGAGGCGUUUUCAUUCCGCACCAGCACCGUUGCCUUACGGUUCGGAUGUGGACGUGCCAGAGCCGAGUGAGGCUCCCCGGAGUGGGCUUCCCUUGGGUCUGGAUGCCACCCUGAUGCCAUCGUCACUCUUUGGCCGAGAUGGAGGUAGUGGUGUGCCACAAAUCCCUGAGGAUGCAACCGUUUCUGGAAGCGGAGAACCUAGGAGGCACUUCAGCGAGAAAAGCGCUGUGUCGCACUUGGCCACUAAGCCACGGUCCAAUUCAGCGGACUCGGGCCGACCGGGCAGAUCCUUGUUGUCUUCCAAUUUUGUGGACAGGCAGAGAGCUACGCGGCAAUUGAGAGGUGGCAGUGCUAGAUUGCAUUCAGGUGGGAACUUGGCUCAUUCCUCACUUUUGCGACCUCAGAGUGAGCAAGAAAACAAUAGGACUGCCAGGUUGGCUGCAGGCUUGAAGGCUCUGCAGAGCCCUGAAGUGCCCCCCAAUGCGCAGUUGGAGGAGGCGUAUCGGAAAUGUCUGGAAUCGCUGCGGACCGAGAUUGAAGAACUGCAAUCAAGGUCAACACAUCUCGAAAAAGAAGUGCAGAAAACAGCCAUUGAGAACGGAAUGCUGAAAUUUCGCCGGGUCGCGCACGACAGCGCUGUCCCCUAAUCGCCGUAGGUGGACAUUUCUCACGACUUAGAAAGUUUAGACCAUCGAAAUGCUGCCAGCAUUUGGAUGGGUCGCCCAAUGUGGCAGACGAAUUCAUGCCAAUGUGAUGCCAGCCUGUGUGACAUUGCAAUCCUCAUGAUAUGCAGCUGGUGUAGGCUCUGGCCAAUGGAGAAAGACAUGCUCUCCCAAAAGCCAAUGUCUGAGGAAAAGAUCGCAU